UUGAAAGGUAGGGACAGGAAGGUUUACAGGAGGUUUCCUGUAGGGGUUGGGCAGUGACAGACUGCGGUUAGAAGACACAUUACAACAAAGGGGGGAAAAGCCUAAGCUUCGUGUGUCUCACCUGCUCAGGCAAUGCGCAUUGGUUUGCCCACAGCAGAGACACUACAGGGUGGAUCCUUAAAAGCUUUGCUUUUGGUAAUGCUCCUGAGCCUGUUUAUGUUCCAGCUGCUGAGGACCGUGGGACUGAGGGCCUUCUCCAUGGCAUCUGAGACGUACACAUCAGGCACACACUCUGCUGCCUUUGUCACCUGUCCUAAUGACACAGUUGCUAGAGAUUUAGCCAGGGGUAUUGUGGAAAAGAAGCUAGCAGCUUGUGUCAACAUUGUUCCAGCGAUCAAAUCUAUAUAUGAAUGGCAGGGGAAGAUUGAGGAGGACAAUGAGGUGCUUCUGGUGAAUAUCAAAACAAGAAGUUCCAAGGUACCCGCUCUUGCUGAAUAUGUCCGCUCUAACCAUCCCUAUGAGGUGCUGAGGUCAUCAGCCUGCCUAUUGACCAGGUAA
Maylandia zebra (zebra mbuna) is the source of this 558-nucleotide messenger RNA. The record is from RefSeq and is a predicted model, not a curated record. Lineage: Eukaryota; Metazoa; Chordata; Actinopteri; Cichliformes; Cichlidae.